Messenger RNA from Panthera uncia (snow leopard), 4434 nucleotides. RefSeq names its product ephrin B2 (gene EFNB2). The record is from RefSeq and is a predicted model, not a curated record. NCBI's taxonomy places the organism in Eukaryota, Metazoa, Chordata, Mammalia, Carnivora, Felidae. Gene Ontology annotation, molecular function: ephrin receptor binding. Gene Ontology annotation, cellular component: plasma membrane. The transcript is spliced from 6 exons. Gene Ontology annotation, biological process: axon guidance; ephrin receptor signaling pathway; blood vessel morphogenesis. Bases 654 to 1655 code for a protein of 333 amino acids.
UCUCCUCGGCGGGGACGGCGGCGCCGGCGGGAGCUAGGAGCCGCGCGCACAGCGGUCCCGGCGCCCUCCCCGCACACAAAGGCCCGCGCGCGUCCGGCGCCCGCGGCGGGGACCGAGGCCCUCCUGCUUGCUCCGCGGGCCGGGAGCCGCGAAGACCGAGGAGGCUCCCGCGCGCCCGCAGGCGCCUCUCGCCGCUCCGCGCUCCGGGACAUGGAACCGCGCCGACGCGGCGCCCGCGCGCUCGGGCCGCUGCCCACCCCCCUGGAUCUAUAGUGCGAGGCGGCCCGCUCGGAGCGCAGCGUCCGCCGCCAGCGCGAGUCGUCUCUCCGCCUUUGUGUCCCGGCCGCGCGCCCUCCCUGCCGCCCCGCGCCCGGCACCCUGGAGCCACACGGGAGCCUGCCGUCCGAGCUGCGUCCGGCGCGGCGCCCCGGAGCCCCGAGCCCGCCGCGCCGCCGCGCCCCGCGCGUGCGCUCCCGCCCCGCGCCCUGAGGGCCCCGAGCGGAGCGCCCCCCGACCUCGGCGACGCCUGGAGCUGCUCGGCGCGCCCCGGAGCUGCCUGCCGUCUCCCCCUUGUGUGCCCCGAGGAUUGGGGCUCCGGCCUGCGCCCAUUCCCUCCGUCGUCCGGAGUGCGCGGAGCUGGGAGCGGCUUGGCCAUGGCCGCGAGGAGGGACUCCGUGUGGAAGUACUGCUGGGGAGUUUUGAUGGUUUUAUGCAGAACUGCCAUUUCCAGGUCGAUAGUUUUAGAGCCCAUCUAUUGGAAUUCCUCGAACUCCAAAUUUCUACCUGGACAAGGACUGGUACUAUACCCACAGAUAGGAGACAAAUUGGAUAUUAUUUGCCCCAAAGUGGACUCUAAAACUGUUGGCCAGUAUGAAUAUUAUAAAGUUUAUAUGGUUGAUAAAGAGCAAGCAGAUCGAUGUACUAUUAAGAAGGAAAAUACCCCUCUUCUCAACUGUGCCAGACCAGACCAAGAUGUAAAAUUCACCAUCAAGUUUCAAGAGUUCAGCCCUAACCUCUGGGGUCUAGAAUUUCAGAAGAACAGAGAUUAUUACAUUAUAUCUACAUCAAAUGGGUCUUUGGAGGGCCUGGAUAACCAGGAGGGAGGGGUGUGCCAGACAAGAGCCAUGAAGAUCCUCAUGAAAGUUGGACAAGAUGCGAGUUCUGCUGGGUCAACCAGGCAUAAUGAUCCGACACGACGCCCAGAACUAGAAGCCGGUACAAAUGGAAGAAGUUCAACGACAAGUCCCUUUGUCAAACCAAAUCCAGGUUCCAGCACAGACGGCAGCAGUGCCGGGCAUUCGGGGAACAACAUCCUCGGUUCCGAAGUGGCCUUAUUCGCAGGGAUUGCUUCAGGAUGCAUCAUCUUCAUCGUCAUCAUCAUCACGCUGGUGGUGCUCCUGCUCAAGUACCGGAGGAGACACAGGAAGCACUCGCCGCAGCACACGGCCACGCUGUCACUCAGCACGCUGGCCACCCCCAAGCGCAGCGGCAACAACAGCGGCUCGGAGCCCAGUGACAUUAUCAUCCCGCUGAGGACUGCGGACAGUGUGUUCUGCCCCCACUACGAGAAGGUCAGCGGGGACUACGGGCACCCGGUGUACAUAGUCCAGGAGAUGCCUCCCCAGAGCCCGGCGAACAUUUACUACAAGGUCUGAGACGCGGCAGUGCCUUCGCUUUCCCAGAGGAAGCCCACUGUCCCGCCACCGCCCUGAGGAGGGUUUGAUGACCCCCCCGUGUCUCGAAUGGACUGGAGCACGGCGGGGGAGAGGGAGCACUCCUUCUCGGAAGAGCCCUGUUGAGUUGGACAGCUUACCUAGUCUGUAGCGCCCGGACCGCGGUGAAGACAGACGCCCACCGCCGGCCAGGAGACUGGCGUGGAAGGUGCCCGAUGGGACCGCAGCGCCCGCCUCCCCCCUCCACCUCCAAGCCAUGCGCCGCGGUCACCCGGGCCUGCAGGAAGCCGAGGGCGACAGAGCGGCAGCGGGCGUGGGGGGGACUGGGCGAGCCGUGAGCAUCCCGGGCAGGUGUCCCCCGGGGCCGCGGGGCCUGGAAACGCCGCCUUCUGCCUUGGGCGUCCCUCCCGAGGAGCGUCCGGACUUGUCACACAGACCUCUGGCUGGGGGAGGCUUUCAGAGGUCCCGCGCCCAGUCCUCACCGUUGCACACACCCCUGCCGACCUCCGGGGCCCCGCAGUGCGAGCCCCUCACUCCACACCCCGCAUCACUGCUGGCACACUCACCUUGGGAGUCUCCUGCCCCCACGCCACGGCAGCUGGAGCCGAUGGGUCCUACACUUCUAGAAAUUGUGUCUGCUACUAAGGAGCCUUCAGCUGCGGAAGACCAGAAAGACCAGGAGCUCACGGAAGGGGGGAAAGCAUUUAGGAGAACAGCAGAGAGCCGGAUCUGACCUAGAAGUUUACAAGCCAAAGGUCAAACAGGCUGUGAUUCCAUCAUCAUCCAUGUUAUUGAGGCAUUCUCCUAUGUGAAAGGUAGGUCAGAUUCCCCACCCCACCCCCCCAGUGCCCUCCCCCCGCACCCCCACUUGAGCCUCACGACACUUUGGUUUAUGGCGGUGCUGUCCUGUCCGGCUGCAAGGGCGGACGCGGAGGUACUGAGUGAGGCCACAGCCCGCACGCUGUGUCCAGGUGACGCAUACUGCGAACUUCUUUGAGUCCUUAAAACGGAAAUAAAUCAUGAUGUCGAGGGGGGGAGGAAGAUGGCACAUAUUUAUAACAGGUAUAUAGAACACAAGGGAUAGAAACUGACAGAUUUGUACUAAUAUAUAUUUUAAGAUUGCACACAAAUCACACCAGAAAGACGUGAAAUUCACUUGUGGCAAUUACGUGGUCCCAACGCUCAGUGCUUAAAAAAAGAAAAAUUGGACAGCUCCAUCUGGGAAAAACAACAUCACUCCAAAAAUAACAAUAACGGGAGUAAAUACAAAAAUAACCCAGUCCUCUGAAGGCAUCUCACGUAACCGUAGACUAGGAAAUACAAGCCCUGCAUACCAGGAAAUGGAUGUUACCGCAUCGUAUGUUUAACAGUGGCAAGAUGUUCCGGCAUUUCAUUUCUGUGUUGUGUAUUCCCUUGCCUUAUGGCUGAAGUGUUCGCUAAAAUCCACCGGGUCCCCUCAGAGGGGGCUUAGGGCUGAAAGUUUAGCUCCGGCCCCCUUCCCCCACCCCCUCCCCGCCCCCUCCCUUUUGGGAAACAAAACGAGUAAACAGGAAACCUACUUUUUAUGUGCUAUGCAAAAUAGACAUCUUUAACAUAGUCCCGUUACUAUGGUAACACUUUGCUUUCUGAAUUGGGAGAAAAAAAAAAAUGUAGCAACAGCAUUUUAAGGUUCUCAGACCUCCAGUGAAUGCCUGCAAAAAUGAGUUGUCACAGAAAUUAUUCCUUCUCUAUUUCCUGAACCUGAAAAUGAUGUUGGUCCAAAGUGCGUGUGUGUGUGUGUGAGUGGGUGAGUGGUAUACAUGUGUACAUAUAUGUAUAAUAUAUAUCUACAAUAUAUAUUAUAUAUAUCUAUAUCAUAGUUCUGUGGAGGGUUGCCAUGGUGACCAGCCACAGUACAUAUGUAAUUCUUUCCAUCACCCCACCCUCUCCUUUACGUGCAUUCGUACAAGAUUUUCUUGUAAGCCAUCAAAAAUUACCUUUAGGAUGGGGGAGAGGGGCAAGAAGGGGAAACAUGGGAAAUAGUCUGAUUUUAAUGAAAUCAAAUGUGUGUCUCAUCAGUUGGCUACCUUUUGGUUAUAUAUGCUAAACUGUGAAAAAUCAGAUGAAUUUGAUGAAGAGUUACCUGCAACCAAUGGAAAAGUGUUCUGUGCGUCUGUUUUGUGUCUGGUGCAGAAUAUGACAAUCUACCAACUCUCCCUUUAUUUGAAGUUGGUGCCGCUUUGGAAAGUUACUGUAAAUGCCUUGCUUGUAUUCUCAUCCCUAGUCACCUGACUUUGGAAUUUGCACCAUAACGUUUAACUGAAGAUGCUGUAAAUAGGGUUCAGAUUUUACUGUAUAUGGAUUCGGGGUGUUACAGUAGCCUUAUUCACCUUUUUAAUAAAAAUACACAUGAAAACAAGACAGAAAUGGCUUUUCUUACCCAGAUUGUGUACAUAGAGCAAUGUUGGUUUUUUAUAAAGUCUAAGCAAGAUGUUUUGUAUAAAAUCUGAAUUUUGCAAUGUAUUUAGCUACAGCUUGUUAAACGGCAGUGUCUUUCCCCCCUUUGCACUGUAAUGAGGAAAAGAAAAACGGUAUAAAAGGUUGCCAAAUUGCUGCAUAUUUGUGCCGUAAUUAUGUACCAUGGAUAUUUAUUUAAGAUUUCGUUGUCCAAUUUGUAAGUAACACAGUAUUAUGCUUGAGUUAUAAAUAUUUUUGUUCUUUCUUCAUUUUAUUUUAAUGGCCUGUCCUAGGUUUCCAGCCUCCUUCCACAUUGCAGUCAGCC